UUUUAAUGUGUCGUCUGCUAGUUGUGUAAUUUGUCAACAACAUUGAGGACACGGCUACUUCGUGUUACCUCUCAAAGAACGAGAAGCUAUCUGGCCAGAUACAUACCACUUGUUCGUAACUCAAGUGGUAUAACCAUGGCAAAAAGUUUAGAAUCACCGACAAAAUUGACGGAAUUUGCACCUCUUGCCCCUCCGGAAUCACAGCAAUCCGUCGGUAUCCGGUCAACAUUUGCUCGUUGGUUUGGGAUCAACAACAAAAAUCCACCCACUGCCAUAAAAGAAGUAGUUGUCAGUGAAGCUCCUUGUCUCCCAUCUCGAUCUUCUAGUCGCGACGAUAUCUCUCAGUCUGGAGAGUCCACAGUUUCCUCUAAUCCCACUUAUGUAGGGGAAGGAGGCCUUCCAAUACAGUACUGUGAAGGAAGAACACUAGUCAGUGUGCUUACUAGAGUAUCCAAUCUUUUGGCUCAGAAAGGAAUGUAUAGUGAAGCUGAAUUCAAACAAUAUUGGAUGCCAGAUUCUGUCAGCAAGGAAUGCUAUGAAUGUAGCUACAAAUUUACAGCUCUUAGAAGACGUCAUCACUGCAGAAUCUGUGGACAGAUAUUCUGUUCUAGAUGUUGCCAUCAACAGGUUCCAGGCAAGCUGAUGGGCUAUUCUGGAGAUCUAAGAGCUUGCACCUAUUGCUGUCAUAUUGUUCUGUCCUGUCUGAAAUCGAUCGACCCUUCCACUGAUGGCUCGACCGACCUAUCCAAAAUCCAAGAAGAUCUCCAGAAAAAGCUAGCCCUUUUGCAACCUAAUAGCGCAACGAGAAAUACUGAAGGACUUGAUAGUGGUGGUGAACAGAAAAGUCGCAAAACGGUUUUAAAACGCAAAAUUUCUCUCAGUUUUCAGGAAGAACGCUUCGCUGCUGGGACAUCGUCAAAUCAACCUCUGUUGUCUUUAGCUGAGAGAAAAGUUCUUCUUCACGAUUCCACUCAACUCAAGACGCUUCACGAGGAAAUCGUCCAUUCUCAACGUGGAAUUUUAUUGCAAAAUCAUCGCUAUAAACUACGAAGCAUCACAAACUGUUGUGCAGGCAGCGAAGUAGUCGACUGGUUGUUGGUUCAGGAUAAGGCUAGCUCGAGAAUUCAAGCGACAGCCAUUGGACAGGCUCUCGUUGACGCAGGCUUCCUGGAAUGCCUAUCCUCGACGGAUCAGAUUUUUACUGAUGGCUAUUCUCUCUACCGACCGAAAAGCAGCGAUAUAACGUCUUCGAUAAAUGACUCCCUCGCAUCGGCCAACCAAAGUGAGGUUACUGAGGUCUUUGAGCCAGAGGAUACACAAGAACCGCUUUGGGUACGACAAAUUGGUAUGCAAGAAGAUCGGAAAUCUCACAUUCAAGUUAAUGAAGGAGAACAAUCAUCAUUUCGUCAGCCUGCCCCAGCACGUCUGGUUACGCCAGAUACAGACAUGAUAGAUGGUUUGGGUCGGCAAAAUGAGCCGCAACUUCUUCUUUUGCCGCCUAAAAAGAGUGAAGAACUGUCCCUUCCUACCGAUCUUAACAGCCCGAACCCAACGAUUGUGAGUUCACCAACUAUGCCCCAAGCGGAGGCAUUCGCUCUUCCAUUACCACCCAUUACCCAAGAAUCACUUCUCUUCUUCGAACAUAUUCAACGACUCAUGAAGCAAUUGCUCAGUUGGCAGGGCCUUUCUUUCUCGUGGGCUGACGUUCUGAUGCCUCUGGUUCAAAAUCUUGCACACACCGUCCGACCAGACGUACGGGACGAUGAUGACGAGAUGGACAUCAGACAGUAUAUACAUAUCAAGAAGAUUCCUGGUGGAACCAAAAGUGACUCAAAGAUCGUUCACGGUGUGGUUUGCUCAAAGAAUGUGGCAAAUCGAUCAAUGCCCAGAUGGUCACACGAUCCCAAUAUUUUACUUCUCAGCUCAGCCAUAGACUACCAACGGGUCGAGAGUAAAUUGAUUUCCUUGGAGCCACUCAUGAUGCAGGAGAACGAAUAUUUGAAGAAUGCAGUAGCAAAGAUUGCUGCGUUUAAACCGGAGGUGUUGCUGGUCGAAAAAGUGGUGUCUGGUUUGGCACAGGAAUUUCUCUACAACUUGGGCAUCACUCUAGUGCUAAACGUCAAGUCUUCGGUGAUGGACCGCGUCUCGAGAUGCUGCCAGGCGGACAUUGUACCAUCCAUCGAUGCUCACCAGCUCAGUCGUCCGAAGUUGGGAUCGUGUCGAUUAUUCCACGUUGAAACGCUUACGCUAGACCGAAAUAAUUCGACAAAGACACUCAUGUUCUUCGACGGUUGCCAACCGAGGUUGGGUGCCACCGUAUUGCUGCGUGGUGCCAGCCACUUCGAAUUGCGCAAGGUAAAAAAAGUGUUGAAGUUUAUGGCUUUCGCAUGCUACAAUGGACGACUGGAACGCGCUUUUUUGGCCGAUGAAUUUGCCAUUCCGAAAAUGCUUGGAUGUAGAACAGAAAUGUUUGAUGGAGUCGAACUGGUACCUAAUACGGAAGAUGCACCGUUUUUGAAUAGUACACGUCUCGACGACAACUUGACGUUCGAGAGUAGCAGUCUGGUCAUUGUUGAUAGUGAUUCGAUAACGAGCCCUGAGACUAAUGCCAAUACAUCGUCGGCGUGUGUACCGAUGGAAAGGGCGGUCCCAGACGAUACGAACGCGACAGAUUUGAAACCUGUCCGGGAAUUGGAUGACCCCCUCCAUGAGUAUUUACGCAUUCGGCAGGGUGAUCAGUCUCUUAGUUCAACACCUGUUCAACAGCCACAGCAAUCACUGAGCGUACACAGUUCAACGCUAGCAACCAAUUCGAUGCUCUUCCGCAAAGCCAUGGAAGAUACCAUUCUUUCGAUUUCGCCACUCAUCCGCCAUCCGUUGCCUUAUCUUGAAACCGAAGCCGGGCGUAACGCUCCUUUGAGGAAAUUUUUACCUGAGGUCCUGUACUUUUCACAACAACUCAAGCAAUCAGAGUCACCACCACGCAAGAUCCGUUACGGUCAGGAUGAUGUCAUGAAUGGCGACAGCACUUGUGCUGACCCUGCACCCGAGCGGAAUUCAAUCCAUCCUUUCUUGCGAGCUCGAAUCACACCUGUAAUGUCGCGAACUGAACUUCUUGGUUUGCUGAGUGACUUCCGUGCCCGAGGAGUUCGUCCCGGUUGCAAGUUACCCGAACAAGUGACCAAGUCGAAGCUUUCCAUGUCCGGCAGCGAUGACUGGGAGAAUCUUGCCACCGAAGAGGACAAUCAAGCGGAUGGAGGGGGGCUUAAAGAUUGCCUGGAUCCUUUUAAUCUUCAAAGACUUUGCGCAUUAUUCUCGAGCUUUUGCCAGCCCGUUUCAACCGUCGCACCCCAGUAUUGCGUUGCUCCUUGGGUGGUAGAGAUGGACUUCUAUGGACGAAACGACAUCACUUUAGGAGGAUUUCUGGAGCGUUACUGUUUCCAUAAGAACUAUUCCUGCCCGUCGGCCUCGUGUCAAUCUCCGAUGGCAUCUCACAUCCGGCGGUUCGUCCACGACACUUCCUCCAUUGUGGUCAUUAUUCGACAGCUGGCCAACUCAGUCAAUUACAAUGCUGCUGCCUCUGGCGCUGCUGUCGCUGACGAUCGUUCUAUCCUCAUGUGGUCCUGGUGCAAAAAAUGCAAACAGGUUUCUCCUAUUUCCACAAUGUCUACAGAGACAUGGCACUUUAGCUUUGCCAAGUAUUUGGAGUUACGGUUCUACGGCCACGCUUACUGCCGCCGCCAGCUGACCAGCUCUAAUUCAGUUCCAGUUUGCGCGUGUCCGCAUCCGUUGCAUACGGAGCACUUCCAUUACUUUGGUUGUCGAGAUCUUGUCGCCUCGUUCAAGUACGCGCCAAUCGUUCUCAAGGAAGUCGUUCUCGCCCAGCCUGCUAUCGCCAUUUCACUUGAGAGCGAUCUCUUGCCUCAACUUAUCGAAGAGAUCCGAUUAGUUGCCCAGUUUGGCCACGGCCUCUAUUCCGCUAUAGGCGAAUGGCUGAAAGCACUUACGGCAGAAUGUACGGGCACAAAGCUGGAAAGCCAGGUUGUCGCUAUGGUGGAACAGCAGAUUCAAGAAAGAUCCCGCUUCCGCAAACGUGUGGAAGAAAUCCAGUUGAUGCUGACUUCACCUAACCUUCAGCAGGUUAGUUCGCCCGGCAGUGGUGAGGAAUCUCUGUGGCUGAUAGCCGAUCACGAAGUCUUGCUCAAGCGUAUUAUUGCCGAUACGGUAUGUUCGUGGAACGCCCGUCUCCAGGAAGUUGUCGCUGCCAAGAAAAAAGAAGACAAAUCGUCUGCUUCGAAGCCCCUACAUAGAAAUUUACAGUCUUCGGAGAGCGACCCCGUUGAGGCUAAACCCCUUCCACCAGCGCCGCCCAUAUUUACGAUUUCACCCAAUUCUUCACGCGAUGACUCAGCCACCGAUAUGAGCCGUAAGAUGAGUGAACACAGCAUGUCUCCUUCGUCUCUGUCGAGCUCACCAACCAAGAGUCCCUUCCUACGUCCUAGAAGCAGCGUUGAUUUCCAGUUUAUUGUCGAACAACAAUCGGAAACAGGAACACCUAUGGACCACCGCAGCCGUUCCAUAUCGCAAGUCAGCAAUGACCACUUGGAAAAUAGUGAAUCUAAAUCAGCAACAGCUUUACCUGUGACUCCGCUGCAAACUCGAGUGUCAUUAGGAGCGCUUCUUUCGAUGACUGGACCCGGUCCAUCGUUGUUGACGAUGCCGUUCCCUUCAACCGAACAUCAUCUGCUACCUCCAGGCUCCUCACUUCCUCUUGUCGUCUACCAGAACGAGCCUUCAUCGAUCAUUGCGUAUGCGUUAGCCUCAGUUGAUUAUGAACAACAGCUGGCUGAGUUGCAAGCAGAUCUAGCAGAUCAGGCAGGCCCAUCGUCGCCAAAUCGCACUUCAUCUCCAAUCGGACCGGAUCGAUGGUUUGAUAACAUCGAACGGGAAGAACCAGGUGGUCGAAGUUAUGGAUCAUCUUCGACUUCCGGAAUUGCACAGGCUCCGCCUGCCGGAGCCCUUGCUUCUAAUCAUCAUUUAGAGAUCCAGUUCAGUGAUUCUUGUACCAAAUUUUACUGCCGCGUUUACUAUGCAGAACAGUUCCGUGCUUUGCGUUCCAAAGUCUUUCCUGCCGGAGAGGACCGCUUUAUCCGCUCUUUGGCUCGAUGCGCACCUUGGGCAGCAUCCGGUGGCAAGUCCGGCUCUACCUUUUGCAAAACGCUAGAUGACCGUUUCGUAUUGAAACAAAUGUCGAAAAUGGAAAUCCAAUCCUUCGUCGAUUUGGUACCUAAUUAUAUUAGUUAUACUCAUCGCGCUCAAAGAGAGAAUCGUCCCACAGCCUUUUGCAAGAUCGUCGGUGCUUUCCGCAUCGUUUUCAAGAACGCUCAAACAAACGUGGCUAGUAAACAAGAUCUUCUAGUGAUGGAAAACUUGUUUUACAAAAAGAACGUCACCCGCAAAUUUGACCUUAAGGGCUCGGAAAGAAAUCGCCUUGUAUCAGCUUCGGAAGCAGAGAUGAGUGAUUGCGUUCUCCUUGACGAGAACUUUGUGCAAAUGACUUGGGACAACCCACUUUACGUUCGUGGUUACUCUCAAAGCGUGCUCAACAAAGCCCUCAGUGCAGACACGCAGUUUCUAGCCUCUCAGCUGGUGAUGGACUACUCUCUUUUGGUUGGCAUCGAUGACGAAAACAAUCAACUUAUCGUCGGUCUUAUAGAUUACAUUCGUACAUUCACGUGGGACAAACGGCUUGAAACUUUUGUCAAAUCGUCUGGCAUAUUGGGAGGUCAAGGCAAGAUGCCCACUGUCGUAUCCCCGGAGCUGUACCGUACACGUUUUUGCGAAGCCAUGAACCGAUACUUCACUUCCGUGCCUAGUUUUUGGGACGGAGGAAUGUGACAUUUGGACCAACGCAAAAACCAAUCAGGCAAAUCCACUUUCCACUGACUUCAUCAACGGAUUUUGUAAUAAUCUGUACAGUAGUUUACAAACGCAACUCUGAAUCUAUUACAGUAUAUCAAGGUCUUAUCGAAAUUAGCCGUAUAUCGUUAAAUUCGUUUUUUCCCCGAUGUUAAAUAUGUUAAUCCAACAUGGUUUAAUAACUAAUUCGAUAAGGCAUCAAAUACUACUUAAUUGUUAUGUUACAAAAUAUGUUAAAAUGUCAAGUUUAUAUUGACGCUGUAGUCGACAUCACGAUAAUAAAUUGAUGCAGCAUUUGUGUUGUGAUAAUCGCAAUUGGCUAAAAACAGCUCUAGCUAACCUUUCUGCUUCAAGUUUGUUUCGCAUUUUUAAAAUGUCAAUAUACAAUACUCAUUCCAUCUCUUAA
Daphnia magna is the source of this 6325-nucleotide messenger RNA. RefSeq names its product 1-phosphatidylinositol 3-phosphate 5-kinase (gene fab1). NCBI's taxonomy places the organism in Eukaryota, Metazoa, Arthropoda, Branchiopoda, Diplostraca, Daphniidae. Gene Ontology annotation, biological process: intracellular signal transduction; phosphatidylinositol metabolic process. Bases 136 to 5898 code for a protein of 1920 amino acids. The record is from RefSeq and is a predicted model, not a curated record. The transcript has 12 exons. Gene Ontology annotation, molecular function: ATP binding; 1-phosphatidylinositol-3-phosphate 5-kinase activity; metal ion binding.